This is a messenger RNA of Exaiptasia diaphana, 1822 nucleotides long. Its product is annotated as interferon-inducible GTPase 5. Gene Ontology annotation, cellular component: membrane. The coding region runs from base 103 to 1281 and encodes 392 amino acids. Gene Ontology annotation, molecular function: GTP binding. The record is from RefSeq and is a predicted model, not a curated record. Lineage: Eukaryota; Metazoa; Cnidaria; Anthozoa; Actiniaria; Aiptasiidae. The transcript is spliced from 4 exons.
GGUGUGAUCUUGUACAGUAGUAUAAAGGUCAGAUGGGAACGAUACUGAUACUUUUAAUAACCAGACAGUUAUCGUGUGCGAACAAAGUAAAGAAAACUACCUAUGGAUGGUGAGUGGGAGUUCCUCUACGCCGAUGAAGUCGAAGAAUACGUCUCUGAAAAUGGGAUAUCCAAUAUUGACGAAUUUUUCAAGGAGAAACUGGAGGGCUGGCAAGACGCUGAAGUGAACAUCGGUGUCACGGGAGAUUCCGGAACUGGCAAAUCCAGCUUUAUAAAUGCUAUAAGAGAGGUCGAUGACGAUGCUGAGGAAGCAGCAAAGGUUGGUGUUAAAGAGACAACACUGUUCCCGACCUGCUAUGACCAUCCUAGCAAUCCUAAGAUCAAGUUAACUGAUCUGCCGGGAGUGGGCACGCCAAGGUUAUCCGAUCUGGACUCGUACUGCCGGGAGACCAACCUAGACGACUAUGACACCUUCCUCAUUUUCUCUUCAACCAGGUUUACUAAAAAAGACUGGGAAUUGGCUGAAAUAAUUCUCUCUUUGAAGAAGAAGUUUUUCUUUGUUCGUAACAAAAUUGACGAAAACGUAAGAGCAGAGCAGCGUAAAAAGUCAACAUUCAACGAGACAGCAGUGUUGGAGGAAAUCCGCAACGACUGUGUGCACAAUUUAUCCCACUUACUAAAGAAUAUGGAAGACGUCUUUUUGAUCAGCAACCAUUACCCUUUGAAAUGGGACUUUGAUCGUUUAACGUGUGCUAUCUUGGAUGUUCUUCCGAUGCGCCAAAAAGAGGCCCUGUGUCUAAGUUUAAAAGCAAUGUCAAAACAUUUCCUCAAGAAAAAAAUCGAGUUACUUUGUGCGAGAAUUCCUUUAGUCGCAGGUUUAUCGGCGGUUUCCGCUGCCAUCCCUAUUCCGGGACUGUCAAUCGCUGUAGAUAUCGGUUUGAUUACUAAAGAACUGAAAUUGUACAGGUCGCAAUUAGGCAUACCUAGUGAAGGGUGCAAGAAGUUCCUAAUGUUGAAACCGGCUACUCAAGCUCUGAUCAGUCAAAUUUUUCAGACCAUAGCCAGCGCUGCGUCUCUCUUCAGUAAAUAUUACGUCGCCGAGACAGCUUUGGAGGAAGUGGCAAGGUUACUGGUUCCAAUACUGGGUUCGGUGAUUGCUGGAGGUAUGUCAUUCACUACAACAUACUGCGUUUUAAAACAGCAGCUGGAUGAAAUUUCAGAGGUGGCCUUUAAGGUUCUGGAGGAAACUACCCGGUUAUCAUCAGAGGAUCACCAUGAUUAAGCGAAGACAAGCACUGCAGAUACUUUUCCCUUGUUACAGUUCUAAACACUAGCUUUCUAUAACCAUAGUUAAUAGGGGGUGACCAUCAAGAAGCCGCAUAGUCUAGAAAACACAUUACAUUUUGUAGAAGAUAUUUUUCAUUUGUUCAGCUGGCUCCACCUGCUAUCUGGGCUAUUUUCCCUCUCUCUCAAUAAGGCACAAGAGGCGCCCAAAUACAGGUUUCAGUUCUAGGAAACAUUUUAUAGAGCUAUAUUUCAUUGCUACAUGUAUAGUUUUUAUAGAUAAAAAUGUGCUUUGGUUCUUUAAAUUUUUUCGACUUUUCGAAUUUAUAUCAAAUUGGAAUAAUAUAGACCACUUUUGAAGAAAUGAUUCGUUCAGCUAAUACUUUAUCAUAUGACCCCAAUAGGCUCUUUAAGCACAGUUUGCGCCUGAAUACCACAUGAAUGAAAUUAUCUUAUAGUCAACAUUAACUUGUAAAAAAUGUGUUGAGUGUUAUUGCAUGUAGGUGAUGAAUAAUUAAAGUGUCUUCUUGAAGCUUGAA